GAAAGGACCUCUAGUUUAUCCAGCAACUUCAGUCAAUAUCCCACUUAAAUCAACCCAGGUAAUAGAGAAGAGGAAACCUAAUCCAUGACUGGGGAAUAAUAUGGAAGAAGAUGGAAAAGAACUUGUUUGAUGGGUUGGAAGAGUGGAGCCUUCUGUAAGACAUGGAUAGAUGCAAACAUGUAGGGCGGUUGCGGCUGGCCCAGGACCACUCCAUCCUGAACCCUCAGAAGUGGUGCUGCAGGGAGUGCGCCACCACAGAGUCCGUGUGGGCUUGUCUCAAGUGCUCGCACGUGGCCUGCGGUCGCUACAUUGAGGACCACGCCCUUAAGCACUUUGAAGAGACCGGACACCCGCUAGCCAUGGAGGUCCGGGAUCUCUAUGUGUUCUGUUACCUGUGCAAGGACUACGUGCUCAAUGAUAACCCCGAGGGGGACCUGAAGCUGCUGAGAAGCGCUCUCCUGGCGGUCAGGGGCCAGAAGCAGGACCUGCUGGGGAGGCGAGGUCGGACUCUGCGCUCCAUGGCCUCUGGCGAGGACACGUCCCCGCCGCCACGCACUCCUCAGGGACAGCCGCAGAUGCUCAGGGCUCUCUGGCACCGGCGCCAGCGCCUGCUGGCCAAGACGCUGCGGCUCUGGUUUGAGAAGAGCUCCCGCGGCCAGGCAAGAUUGGAGGAGCAGCGGCGGGAGGAGGCCCUGGAGCGCAAGAGGGAGGCAGCGAGGCAGCGGCGGCUGGAGGUCAAGCGGCAGCUGCUGGAGGAGCUGGCUAGCGCCCCUCCGCGCAAGAGCGCCCGCCUGCUGCUGCACGCACCCCGCGCCUCUGCCCAGCGCCCCGCCGCCCGCAGGCGCACACCCACCGGGGGCCGCCUCCCGCGCCGGACACCAGCCGUGGCUCCGGGCGUCACUGGCCUGCGCAACCUGGGCAACACGUGCUACAUGAACUCCAUCCUGCAGGUGCUCAGCCACCUCCAGAAGUUCCGAGAGUGUUUCUUGAACCUCGACCCUUCCGAAACGGAGCAGCUCUUGAACAGAGCCACCGGCAGGAAGGACCCACUCUUGGGCAGGCUGGCCAGCAGCUCAGCCACCGAGCUGUCGCCAAGGAGCCACAGGGCUGAGUCUUGCCAGCGGGAUGGUCUCUUCUGGAAUGGCGGCGCCUCCAUCACCAAGAGCCUAGAACUCAUCCAGAACAAGGAGCCCGGCUCAAAGCACAUCUCCCUCUGCCAUGAACUGCACACUCUUUUCCGAGUCAUGUGGUCCGGGAAGUGGGCCCUGGUGUCACCCUUCGCCAUGCUUCACUCCGUAUGGAGUCUGAUCCCUGCCUUCCGAGGCUAUGACCAGCAGGACGCUCAGGAGUUCCUCUGUGAGCUAUUGCACAAGGUGCAGCAGGAACUCGAGUCGGAGGGCACAGCGCGCCGGAUCCUCAUCCCCUUCUCCCAGAGGAAGCUCACCAAGCAGGUGCUAAAGGUGGUGAACACCAUAUUCCACGGGCAGCUACUCAGUCAGGUCACAUGUAUAUCAUGCAGUUACAAAUCCAACACCAUUGAGCCCUUUUGGGAUCUGUCCCUGGAAUUCCCUGAACGCUAUCACUGCAUAGAAAAGGGCUUUGUCCCUUUGAAUCAGUCAGAGUGCCUGCUCACCGAGAUGCUGGCCAAGUUCACAGAGACAGAGGCCCUGGAAGGGAGAGUCUACGCUUGUGACCAGUGUAACAGCAAACGACGAAAAUCCAACCCCAAACCCCUUGUUCUGAGUGAAGCUAGGAAGCAGUUAAUGAUCUACAGACUACCUCAGGUCCUCCGGCUGCACCUUAAAAGAUUCAGGUGGUCUGGCCGUAAUCAUCGAGAGAAGAUUGGGGUCCAUGUCGUCUUUGACCAGGUAUUAACCAUGGAACCUUACUGCUGCAGGGACAUGCUCUCCUCUCUUGACAAAGAGACCUUUGCCUAUGAUCUCUCCGCAGUGGUCAUGCAUCACGGGAAAGGGUUUGGCUCAGGACACUACACAGCCUAUUGCUACAACACAGAGGGAGGUUUUUGGGUGCACUGCAAUGACUCAAGGCUGAAUGUAUGCAAUGUCGAGGAAGUGUGCAAAACUCAAGCCUACAUCCUUUUUUACACUCAAAGGACAGUUCAGGGCAAUGCAAAACUCUCUGAAACCCAUCUCCAAGCUCAGGUGCAGCCCAGCAACCAUAAUGAGGGCAGGCCACGGACCUUCCCCUGAAUGGAGGCACAUCACAGACUGGCUUGCUCUUAAACUGUUGGUGUCCAUUCAUCUUUCCUGAUAGGAAAUGAGGUUUACUGCAGGAACAAGUUACUGGGUUUGCCUUACUGGGUCUAGAGCAGAGGUACCAGGUGACUCAUGCUAUCAUAAAAUAUGUAGUCACUUUGUUUUGAAUGGAUUUGGAAAGUCCCUCCUCUGAUAAAACAAAUCAAAAGUCAUAACUCGUAUGAAGUUUCAUCAGUUACUUCUGAAUAUAGAGGGAUCUGGGUAGAGCAAAGAGGGAGUAAGCUGAUCAUAUCCAGAUGGGAGAGCAGCCAUGUUUUUCCAUUAUGUGAUUCCCCUGCUAAUCAGGGCCUCCUUGCAGCACCAGAAGAAUCCUCCUGAUGUAAGCAGCUCAGGACAAAGCACAUGAGGGGGUGGGGGCCUGGGCUGGCAGCUUUCCUGAUGGGAUUAGUUCUGAGGCAGCAGGUGAAGUCUAAGGAGUUGUUCCUACAAAGGAAGUAAUCUUCAGGGGUUGAAAACUCGCAGACUUACUUAGGGGGGAGGAGAGGAUAGUUAAAGAGUGGAAUGAGAUGCAUGGAGCAAAUUUCCCCAUGCAAAAUGGAAGAUUUGUCAUGUGUCAUACCUUCCCUGGGGCUUCGGAGACCAGCGUGAACAUUCCUUCGUUCUAAAGGAAAGGUUCAUACAGGGAAGCAGUUAACUGACAUGUUCUUCGUAGCCUAAGGAUACUCAGUUCGGUAGCGAAUCCCUGGUUCUAGGGUUUAGUUUAAAUUGGUCUUUAUUGAGGUCAAUGGUCUGAGGCUUUCUCAGAACUCAGUUGAGGGUGGGUGGGAAUAGCCGGUGGCCCGGGGCUUAUCUGAAUGCCCGUCACCUGAUCUCACCUGGUGCAGCAUGAGCUUUUCUUAGCUCACAGCUUCUUGCUCCUGGAGGGUUUGGGGAGCUUUUGCUUUCCAAGGGCUUAGGGAAGCUGUCCCCAUAUGUCUGAACAGUUUACUGCUGGUGGCUCUGGCUUGUUACCUCCCAAAUCUGAUCAGCCACAGAGUCCACCAGAGAAAGCAAGAGUGCCCUGUCCUCUACUCCAGUGCUAGCAAAACAGACCUUUCUGCCCGGGGCCAGUCUCUAAGUGGAAUGAAGUAGCCCAGAGGGAGACCUUCCUCCUCCUCGGGCACCGCUGAACUUCCCUUCUUAAUCCUUCACUUAAGACUCAAGUGAACGCAAACUGCAACUCUUGUUCUGGGGUUGCUGUAGAUGCCUCAGCUUGCCAUGUGAAUGCUCAUCUUUUGACUGAGUAUGUCAUAUAAACUUUUCAGUUCAGGUAGAAGUACAGUUGUCACUUGAAGGGAGUAAGAUAUGGAGGGGAGUUCAGGAAGGGAUGGGGAGUUGAGAAAAGAGAGGGUAACAAACAAGGGUCGUAGCUUUAGUGCUAUUGACAAGCCACAUUCUGGAGCAGAUCUGGAGCACUUGAUUUUUCCCUCUUUGGAGAUUAACUCUCCCCUGGGACCUGCCAGACAGCACUGACACAUGGAGGACAUUCAGGAAGAAAAUGGCUCACCCUGAUAAGAAAGGGAGAGUUCCUAUAUUUUAAAUUACACUUGCUUUUUCCAACACUGUGAGGUUUCUGUAAUAUUUAGCUUUUAUUUGGAAGCAAUAGCGUAUGGCAUUUUUUAUGCUGUUUGGCUUAUAUUGUCUGCUAUAGGCUCCUUUGUAUGAGCUUGGCCUGGGCCCACGUCCUGGACACUGUUUUAAAGUGUCACAGCUGCGUAUGCUGCCAGAGGCUCUGAUGGGAAGCUAUCCUCUCCAGAUCCACAUUUUAAGUCGGAAUGACUGGUGAUGACUUUUUGUGGCAACAGAAAAGCCCAUUAACUAAAAACAAUCGGGAGAGAAAAAAAAAGGGGGGGAAAUGUAAAUUGUGCCUCAUCUCUCAUUGAAUGCUAUAUUUAUUAUUCUAGAAAAAGAUAACUUACAAAUGGAGAAGCAUAGAGCAUCUACUUCAUCCCUCAGGCUGUCCAGGGGGAAAUAUUUGAGGGGGGAAAAAAAUGAACAUUUAAUGGAAAAUUAAAAAGAUUUUCAAAUUUAACUUUUAGAAAUAGUUUUAUACCAAAUAUUAUAAGGCAUAUUAAGUAGAUUAAAACUGUAAAAAGGGCUUACGUUAGUUGAACACCCCUUUAUCAAAUUAACAAAAUUGUUCAAAAUGAGUUGGAAUAGACACCAUAUCAGAAUCCUCACUAGGCUGCACACUCGUGGAGGUGCCCCUGCAGUCACACACUCCUCAGGUACCCAGAGGCAGCAACACUAGAUGCUGUUGAUCAGUUAGUAUUUAUGAAGGUUUUUAUUAAAGAAAAGUUCCCUGCUGCAGAAAUCAACGGUUGUUGUGAGGGAAUUGUCCCUUUGCUUUUAAUUUAAUUGCAUAUUGGAAGUAGAUGAAUUUCUUAGUUGCAUCUUACUUUACAUUGAAACAUUCUAAAAGAAAAUAAGAACCAGGUAGAAGUUGACUAGAUGCUGCCAAAUCAAACCCAACAUUUCUUAACUGAGCCGUCCGGACCUGCUUCUCUCCCAGAUAAGUAGUUAGCAUCCUGCUCCAAGAGCCCUUAGCAGUUGGCUGGUGUGUUUACUUCCGUUGUAGCCAGCCAAGAUGAAUGCACCCUGCCCUCAGAAAGGGUUUUUACCUCAGUUUAGCUUGACCUUCAUACUUGUGGUUGCCUCGGAGAUGAGCAUUCAUACUAGCG
Pipistrellus kuhlii (Kuhl's pipistrelle) is the source of this 4936-nucleotide messenger RNA. It is a transcript of the gene USP49, whose product is annotated as ubiquitin specific peptidase 49. The coding region runs from base 162 to 2210 and encodes 682 amino acids. Gene Ontology annotation, biological process: protein deubiquitination. Gene Ontology annotation, cellular component: cytoplasm. Lineage: Eukaryota; Metazoa; Chordata; Mammalia; Chiroptera; Vespertilionidae. The transcript is spliced from 7 exons. Gene Ontology annotation, molecular function: zinc ion binding; cysteine-type deubiquitinase activity. The record is from RefSeq and is a predicted model, not a curated record.